Messenger RNA from Onychomys torridus (southern grasshopper mouse), 1360 nucleotides. RefSeq names its product lectin, mannose binding 2 (gene Lman2). The coding region runs from base 210 to 1286 and encodes 358 amino acids. Gene Ontology annotation, biological process: endoplasmic reticulum organization; endoplasmic reticulum to Golgi vesicle-mediated transport; Golgi organization. Lineage: Eukaryota; Metazoa; Chordata; Mammalia; Rodentia; Cricetidae. The transcript has 8 exons. The record is from RefSeq and is a predicted model, not a curated record. Gene Ontology annotation, molecular function: D-mannose binding. Gene Ontology annotation, cellular component: endoplasmic reticulum-Golgi intermediate compartment; Golgi membrane; COPII-coated ER to Golgi transport vesicle.
GGCGACCAGGAACCUCUAAAGUUGCGGAACCGCGCUCUUUCCUGGAUAGGAGGUUGCCCAGCCAAUAAGGCUGUCAUCCCGCUGACUGCGAGGCUUUCCUUCUCAACUCUCCGAUGAUACUCGUUUGGAGGGCUUCCGGCCGGAGACCAUUAGCAAAGACACCCGGAAGGCGGAAGUCUUAGGGCGGAAGUGGCCGAGAGAAAAGGAGAAUGGCGGCCGAGGCCUGGCUUUGGCGCUGGGGCUGGGGCUGGGGUCAGCGGUGCCCAGGGAGGCCUGGGCUUCCUGGCCCCGGCCCAGGCCCCGCUACACUAAUACAUUUUCUUCUGUUGCUGGGGCCGGUGGCUGCGGAUAUAACCGACGGCAACAGUGAACACCUUAAGCGGGAGCACUCGCUCAUCAAGCCCUACCAAGGGGUCGGUUCCAGUUCCAUGCCGCUCUGGGACUUCCAAGGCAGCACCAUGCUUACGAGCCAGUAUGUGCGUCUGACCCCUGACGAGCGCAGCAAAGAAGGCUCGAUUUGGAACCACCAGCCAUGUUUCCUCAAGGACUGGGAAAUGCAUGUCCACUUCAAAGUCCAUGGCACAGGGAAGAAGAAUCUCCAUGGAGAUGGCAUAGCCUUGUGGUACACCCGGGACCGCCUUGUACCAGGGCCUGUGUUUGGAAGCAGAGACAACUUCCAUGGGUUAGCCAUCUUCCUGGACACAUAUCCCAAUGAUGAGACCACUGAGCGUGUGUUCCCGUACAUCUCGGUGAUGGUGAACAAUGGCUCUCUGUCAUACGAUCAUAGCAAAGAUGGACGCUGGACUGAGCUGGCAGGCUGCACAGCUGACUUCCGCAACCGGGACCAUGAUACCUUCCUGGCUGUCCGCUAUUCCCGGGGCCGCCUCACGGUGAUGACUGAUUUGGAGGACAAGAAUGAGUGGAAGAAUUGCAUCGAUAUCACAGGGGUGCGCCUGCCCACUGGCUACUACUUUGGAGCCUCUGCUGGCACUGGUGACCUGUCCGACAACCAUGACAUCAUCUCCAUCAAGCUGUUCCAGCUCAUGGUAGAACGCACCCCUGAAGAAGAAAGUAUUGACUGGACCAAGAUUGAACCCGGGGUCAACUUCCUCAAGUCCCCUAAAGACAACGUGGAUGACCCCACUGGGAAUUUCCGGAGUGGUCCCCUGACGGGGUGGAGAGUGUUCCUGCUGUUGCUCUGUGCUCUCCUGGGCAUCAUUAUCUGUGCUGUGGUGGGUGCCGUGGUGUUUCAGAAGCGCCAGGAGAGGAACAAACGUUUCUACUGAGUGGCCAGCCUGACUGAAAGGGCCUGACCUUGGGCCAGGGCUCCUAUGUGAACUCUUUUUCUUUUUACUGGGGU